This is a messenger RNA of Cicer arietinum (chickpea), 2167 nucleotides long. RefSeq lists its product as uncharacterized. Gene Ontology annotation, molecular function: endonuclease activity. Gene Ontology annotation, biological process: maturation of LSU-rRNA; maturation of 5.8S rRNA. Lineage: Eukaryota; Viridiplantae; Streptophyta; Magnoliopsida; Fabales; Fabaceae. Gene Ontology annotation, cellular component: preribosome, large subunit precursor; Las1 complex. The record is from RefSeq and is a predicted model, not a curated record.
GACUUUGUAAGUGUAAUAAAACACGGGAACUUUUUUGUUUACUUCCAACUCCUUCGAAUUUUAGAUAUUUAAAAUUUUCACAACCUUUCAACAACACAGUAUAACCUAGUUCAUUCAGUUAUUCACCGCCUUCACUAUCGGCACCCUCUCCUCAAUUCGGUCACAGUACUCCCUCAUUCACAUGGAGGCACCAUUGCUAGGGUUCAAAGAAGUUCCAGAUUUGGAAGACGACACAAAAUCUUCUCCAAGUUCGCGUAAAUUAGUUCCUUGGUUGAACUGGAACGAGUGGCUUUUCGUUAGAGACGCUCUCUUCUCCGAUUCUCCUCAAUCUCUUUCAUCCGCGCUUAAACGAAUUUCUUCCUGGCGAAGUCGAGGUUCAUUGCCUGUUCUAAUCGAUGUCACUGCUUCUAUAGUUGAAAUUCAGCACAUGGAUCCCUGUUUUAGACAAGAUCAAUCGGAUGAUGCUUCUGUUUCGGAGGAGGUUCUUGCAAUGUUGUAUUGCAUGGCUAUCGUGAGGCUUGUGAAUGGUGCUGUAGAGAAGACACGGAGGAAAGAAGUGGUGUCAAUAGCUGUGGCUGCGGAGGCAAUUGGCAUUCCACGCAUGCUGAUUGAUAUUCGCCACGAGGGAUCACAUCGUGAGCUUCCAUCACUCAAGGUUGUUCGUAGUGCCUCAAUUAAGGCACUUGAUUGGUUAAAAUCUUAUUAUUGGGAACCUCAGAGCAAAGCAAUUCCUUUUCAAGGUGAAGGCAAUGCAAAUGUCAAAAAGGAAAUCAAGUCUAUGAUUCGUGAAUUAGCUAUCUGCUUGAAAGUCAGUGGGAGUCCCGAGUUUAGUACCUCACUGCUCAAGGGAAAACGAUCUAAGAAACCGAUUAGAAAGAUCUUGAAAUCUGUUCUUCGGUUGUAUUCCUCCUACUCUUCAGAGAUUGUGUCUGUGUUGAUGGAUUAUUUGUGGAAAACUUUAAGUUCCUCAGAGUUCAAAAAGAAUGUAGACGAUGCAUCUGUUGGUCCUACUGUAGAGAAUGUUUUGGCCGAUUGGAAGCCUGUCAUACUCAAAUUGUAUGAUAAGGAACCAGAGUUACUUCUGAACCUCCUUAAGGAAGUUCUUCAUAUGAUUGAGGCUCAGGAAGAUAUGAAGUGUGAAGAAGAUAACCCAAGUACUACAAUUUCACACUCGAGGGAAGACUUUCAUAGAGUUGCUUAUCUUUCUUCUUUGUUUGUAUGGCUUGUUCGAAUUCUCAGAAAACAAUCUUCUGGAGCAGCAAAUAUGCCGAAGAGAGUUUUGCAAGAACUUGUUCGUAAAUGUCUUCUAAUAUCACAUCUUUGCAACAAGGAGGUCAUGGAUUCAGCCCUUCACCUCGCUGAAUUGGUGGGUGAUAGAUCUUUGUCGAAGAAAGUUCAAAUGCUCUCUCGUGUUACUUUGUCCAACGUUUUUGACAGUGCAGAUGAUCAAAGCACUUUAUUGACUUCGGCGAAUGUUUUCCAACUCGAGGAAACCAUGCGUGAAGCAUGUAAAAAGCUUGAGUUAGUUAAACAACAGAUAAUGAAAAAUAAAAAGGCAAAGGAAGUCGAUUGUGAGAUUGAAGAGACUGAAGAAACACAGAUAUGGACUUUGGCAAAGACAUGGAACCCAUGUCCAAUUGGCAUGUUGCCUCGUGUUGUUGGUUCAUCGGGUUGCGUUCCAGUUCUUGAUGUUAUCGAUAAUGAAGAACACAAUCAAGUCUCAGAAAGGAAAGAGAAUUGGAAAUUGAUCAAACAUGGUGCCAAGCGAGAUGCCCCUUCAGACCUUCAGCUACUUGAUAACUCCACUGUUAAGAAGAUGAAGGAGACUGAAAAAGUUGGUGAAUUAAAUGAUGAAUUGCCAAUGGAAGAGGAUGAAUUGCCAACGGAAGCAGGGAAAGGAUACCUUAUGGAAGCUGGGGUUUGGAAGAGAGUAAAGGAGGAAGAGCUACUAGCCAUUCAGUCUUCUGUGAGAAUUUUAUUUUGAUUGAUAAUUAUUGCUUAGCUUAGUCCAUCUCAAGCUUUGAUUAUGAUAUUCAGUUCAAUUAUUCAUUAUUUAUAAGCUUUUUUACUCGAUUAUAUAAGAUGAACAUAGCACAUUCCUAUAGCUCAACUACAAUCAUAUUCAUGCAAUUGAAAUAACACAUCCUACCUUAUCCUUUCAUUUUAA